Messenger RNA from Lachnellula hyalina, 1968 nucleotides. RefSeq lists its product as uncharacterized. The record is from RefSeq and is a predicted model, not a curated record. NCBI's taxonomy places the organism in Eukaryota, Fungi, Ascomycota, Leotiomycetes, Helotiales, Lachnaceae. The annotation marks the transcript as partial. The transcript has 3 exons.
AAGAUUUCAAACAUGGCCGGGGUAGCUUCAGCAGGACCUUCUGGUCUCACUGAUCCUUCUGCAACUUUCGAAAAGAUGCAAGAACUACUCAAAGCGAAGGAUGAUACAUCUAGAUUCGUUGGCCUUGCUCUUCUCAAGAGUGUUCUCGACAAUGGGCAGCUAGUGCAAGAUCCGGUUCGCAUACAUGUACUUUGGGAAGCUCUGUCUCCGAAGUUUUUGGAUCGACUACUUCGAGCUCAACAGAAUGACAAUGUCAGCAAAACGGAGGCGAAAGACAUGGUCGAUCUUGCUGUUGCUGUUCUUCAUACCUUCACCGUCCUCUUGCCUGAGAACUCUUUGAGAGACAAACGAAUUAUUGGAAGGAUAAACCCCUUGAUCAAAGCUUUAGUUCAAAGCUCUUCGGAAACUACAAAACUGAUUCUCCAGACCAUAUUGACACUUGCAAGCCAUCCGGAAGGAGCAUUGGAGAUCCUGCACGUUGAUGAUCUCUCUCCAUUGAUAGAAAUUGCCACCCAAUAUUCUCGUGUACUCGACAUUUUCGGCUACACUUGGAUGAAUGCGUCUACCAUUAGUAAUGAGGUGGCAUCAGUUCGAGAGAACAUUGACAAGGUCAUUCCAGCUUUGCUCCUUGUGUUUCGUCAAACUGAUGCAGUCACGUUACUUGAGUUUCUCGGUAACUUCGUUCCCAAAAUUGUACUCGAAGCAAUUUCUCCCAAUCCCAGUUGGCUCGUUCCACUCGUCUCAAGCCUCCGCAAGCUUGUCUCUCGCAAACCGACAGCAGCUGGCCGAGCAGCUUACACCAGACUAGCAGCCGCAUUACUUCAAGCGUUCCCAGUACAAUGUCCAAUCCUACUUUUCAAAGACGACAUCUCGGCAAAUUCUGACAACAAGCCCUUCUCGUACCUUUUCGUUAACCUGUUGCUUAUAGAUUUACGCUCCUCAUUUCCAUCACUGCUGGCUCAACUCAACAGUACCGAUUAUUCAUCUAUUUCACAGCGGCUAGCAGCGGCAUUUGACAUUAUUUCAAGCUUCAUAGGCUUCCUUGUCAGGAGCCUAGAUGACGAGACGGGAGUUCCAUCAUUUAGCAUGCCACCGGAUCUUUUGCUGAAGUUACGGAAAGACAUCGCAGAAACCAUGUCACUGACAAUCGAAUAUCUUCGGGACAGGUGGGACGCAUCCAUUGCUGGGGCUUCUGGACUACAUCCAUCGGCACGAAGCGGUACAUCUGCUACUUCAGAGGGCACACGACUCACUUUGACUUGGGAAUCUAUGAAAGAUGAUGUCACGGCUGACCCAUUAAUUCUAGCUGGAAUCAGAGCUCUCGCAAUCUGGAUCCGCGAAGACGAGAACGAAAAUCUACGCAGCGAAAGCGCAGGCUUAAUGGAUAUGUUCAUAGAGCUUUACAAGGCCAGUUCAUUCGGCGCUCUUGACUUUCGCUACCCAGUGUUGCUUGCCUUGGAAGUCAUUCUGGCAUCCGAAGAUGGCACGGAAGGAUUUCUCGGUCAAGAUGGAUGGGUGGUUGUUUUCGAAGAUCUUCGAUCGAUCCUCAAAAGUAUAUCGGAGUCAAACAGCGUCAACGACGCGGCUACUCUAGCACAUGCUGCUCUUGGACUCGAGAUUGUUCGUGCUUUACUUGCUGUCGUUGAUCAUCCCUCCACAUCUCUCCCACAGGAAAAUUGGAUGGAGACCAUCAAAGUCACGGCAUCUAUGAAGCCUUGUGCUACUCCGCCCCCAUCAUUGAUUCUGGAACUGCAAAUUGCAGCUCUUCAGCUCUCAACGGCACUACUUUCAAAGGCGGCUGGGGGAGUACAGAAAAGAUAUGUCACCAGUAUUUCAGCGCUGUCAGGGCUGGUAAACCAGUUACAAUCCCUAACGAAGGGUCUAAGCAAUGAAACCGACAAAGUCGAAUUCACGGAUUCGUUAGAGGACGUUUCUCUGGAACUAGACAACCUGCGGAUUACUCGAUAA